AUGCACAAUGACAUUAAAAACGAUAUUAUUAGAAGCCUACCCUUUACGUUCAGCAAGGUAGAGUUGGAUACCUGCGAUGGAAGGAGGCAGAAAGGGGAAUCGAGACAGAACAAGAAUAAUGAUGCUCCCGCACACGGUUUGGACGGUAAUGAGGAUGGCCACACCGAUGAGAGCAGCUACACACAUGAAAGUAGUGGCACAGAUGAGAGCAUCAACACAGAUGGGAAUAGUCCCCCUGAGGGGACCGACGAGCCCAACUGCUACGAAUGUGCAGGGGGAGGAACAGGGGAAGGCAAGAGAAGGAAAAGGAAACAAGCUUCAAAGAACAGCCCUUUUAACGACCAGGGAAACAAACACCACUCGCAUGAAGAGGUAUUUAUACGAAAUAGACAAAAAGAAAACUCCGCGAAAAAAUCGGCCCCUAAGCCCCCUAAGCAGCAUCAGCUGUGCGCGCACACACGCGGAAGAGAAACGACAGGGAAGAUUAAAGAGGGACUCUCGAUGAGCGGAAUGCAGAAGGACACGCAAGGAGUAGGGGAAAGAGGAAAUUGCGACGCAUUGCAUUAUUCCUCGGACGCAUUUAAGGAAAGGGCAUAUGUGACGCUAGAGAGGAGCAAGCUGAAAAAUUGGCGCGUGCAAAAUUACCUUGACGUGGACAGGUUAAGCUUGUCCGUCUCGACGAGCAGCAUGGGGGGUAAGGCCACAGGCGAGGAGGACGAUUUGUCGAGCGAUGGGGCGAGCCCCGCAAGACGGGCGACCGGACGAGGGAAUGAUAUCUUCGGCGAGUCCCUUUUUUCCUCCUUCAAUUUGAACUACGACCCGUUCGGGGGGGGAAGUGAUCCCUUGGGGGCCCGUCUUGGGGAACAUCUAGGGGAAGGCUUUCCCACCGAUGCCGGCUUCAACGCAGGCAUGAGGGACGGUCCAAAUCGGACUGACACUGACGAGACGGGAGCCGAGCCCCCCCUUGAGAUGGACACAAUCCACUCGAUGGAGGAAGACAAACAACUGCCUCUAUUCGAUUCACUAAAAAACUUAUACACAAAUCACAACAAAAAAAUUAAGCUCAUUAACUAUAGUAAGAUUUUAAACACAAGUCUGUGCAAGCGGGUGCAGGAUGUUGUGGAGGGUCAACAGGACAAGGUGCUUGAGACGAGUAGCGGGGGGAAUGGCAGAAAGGGCAACAAUAGCAGGAAGGACAGGAAUGGCAAGAAACACACACGUAGUAGGGGGGACCCCUCACUAGGCCAAAAGAUGACAGAGCACAAUGUAAAGGCGAUUAUUAUGAAUAUAAAGAAAAGGCUUGGCUUUUACUCGGGGGAGGAGCGGCAGGAGACUCACAGGGGGUCACAAAUGGAGAUGCGGAAGAAGAAUCUGCGGCACCAGAAGAGACGUGACAAGCGCUACCACGUGGCCCACGAAAACAAACCCACCUUUUCCGACAGCCUAAAUUACUCAAGGGAUGAGCCGCUGUCCGAUAGCGUGACAAACGAGCUCUGCACUGGGGAAGAGAAACCUGACUCAGUUACACGAGUAGAUGCAGCUAAUGAAAGUGUGGAGAGACGGAUUCACAAGGGAGACAGUCAAAAUCUCCUUAAUUACCAAAGCUUCGUUUCAGAUGAUUUUAACUUAUCAGACGAUAAGGAUGGCCCGCUCGGCUCGUUCUCAUCUCGUAAGAGCCAAGGGGAAAACCUUCCAUCGUCCAGUGAAGGGUGCGCGAGCACACACAAUGAAGAAGUGUUCGCGCUGUCUACAUCAUCGGCGCAGUUUAAGCAAAGCUUUCUGAGAGCCAUAGGCCGUGUCUCCACCCAGGUGGACAGAAAUGAGGGUACCGAUGAGGAGACCCACGCGGAGGAGAAAGCCCAUGCGGAUGAAAAAAUCCAAGCGGAUGAAAAAGCCCAAGUGGACGAUGACGCCCACUCGGAUGAUGGGGACCAUGCCGACUGCGACAACCCAAGCACAGACCUCUCGCACGGGGACACACCAACAAACAAACAAACAAAAAUAAACUGCCAAAAGGUAUUAAAAAGAGAAGAAUUCCCAAUAGGGACAGAUCCGGAUGGUUUUGGAACCGUCACCUCUUCAGGGGAGAGUCCCCCAAAGGAACGUAUUAUAAAUGGAGAGCGGGACCAUUCAAGAAGCAUUCAGUACAGUAAUGAAGACAUUAAAAAAGACGAAAUAAAAAAAUUAAUUUCAUGUACACACAAGAAUGAUGACGACAGGACAACACCUACUGGUGGGUCGCCCAUGGAUUUUGCAACCGAGAGGCAGCAGGAGUCUACAUCGAAUGAAGGGAACUCCCAAAGGGAUGAGAAAAACGAUUCUAACAAGCUUGGUAAAAUGGAAGGGAUGAACAUUUUAUCAGAAGAGAUGAAUGCCUAUAUGCUGGACGUUUUCGAUAAGCAAGUUAAGCAUCUCAAUGAAUUGGUGACGAAUGUUUUGUCCUGA
Molecule: messenger RNA, 2445 nt
Organism: Plasmodium inui San Antonio 1
Lineage: Eukaryota; Apicomplexa; Aconoidasida; Haemosporida; Plasmodiidae
Exons: 1
Coding region: 1-2445 (814 amino acids)
Source: RefSeq, a predicted model, not a curated record